This is a messenger RNA of Ornithodoros turicata, 1077 nucleotides long. RefSeq lists its product as uncharacterized. Bases 1 to 1077 code for a protein of 358 amino acids. The transcript has a single exon. NCBI's taxonomy places the organism in Eukaryota, Metazoa, Arthropoda, Arachnida, Ixodida, Argasidae. Gene Ontology annotation, biological process: proteolysis. Gene Ontology annotation, molecular function: aspartic-type endopeptidase activity. The record is from RefSeq and is a predicted model, not a curated record.
AUGUGCAAGAACAACCCCAGGAUGAAAAAAGGGAAAAUCAAAGCUGUCACGGAUAUAUUUCUCGCGGAAGAGAGAGACGGCAGGUUUGUGCUUUGCCCGAUUUUAGGACAGGACGUUCAACUGCAAGUUGAUACCGGAUCUAGACAUACACUUCUAAAUCACCAGUCAUGGAUAAAGCUUGGGAAGCCGAAGCUUAGUCCACCUUCGUAUAACUUGCAAGGUUUCAACAAAAAUCCAAUUGCUCUCAAGGGUCAAGGGCAGGUAGAAGUUGCAUACCAAAAUCGAACCCAUCACCUGGAGAUUGUGGUUACUGAGUCUCUCCACAGAAAUCUUCUUGGCAGAGAAUGGAUUGAGAAGUUGGGAGUUGAUCUUAACAAGCUGUUUGUGGGAGCUCUGAAUACCGUACCCUCUUCUCUGACUAAUACCUUAGAGACUCUUAGGGAAUUGUUCAAGAAAGGCUUGGGCAGAUGCCAAAAGGUCAAAGUGCACGUUCAACUCAAAGAUGGCGCGUCCCCGAAGUUUUUCAAACCAAGGCCCAUUCCGUUCGCAUUAAGUUCCUUGGUUGAAAACGACUUGGAGAGACAGUGCAAAAAUGGAGUUCUGACACCGGUAGAUUAUUCAGAUUGGGCGACACCAAUUGUAGUUGUACCUAAACCUAACGGCGCAGUGCGCGUUUGUGGCGAUUUUAGUGUAGCGAUAAACCCCCAACUGGAUAUCACACAGUAUCCGCUCCCUAGACCAGAAGAACUUUUCGCUAAGCUCAAUGGAGGCCAAAAGUUCUCAAAACUCGAUCUUUCGGAAGCCUACCUACAAAUGGAGCUAGACGAAGAAGCGAAGAAGCUACUAGUCAUCAAUACACAUAAGGGCUUAUUUCAGUUUAACCGAAUGCCUUUCGGGAUCGCUUCGGCACCGGCAACCUUUCAACGCACCAUGGAGCAAGUCACAACAGGGAUAGAUCAUGUAGCCUGCUAUCUAGACGACAUUAUUGCGCCGGGCUGCGAUGAUGACGAACAUAAAAAACAUCUCGAAGCUGCGUUCAAAAGGCUCAAGGAAUAUGGUUUUGUAUUGAAAGAGUAA